Vicia villosa (hairy vetch) is the source of this 721-nucleotide messenger RNA. RefSeq names its product rhodanese-like domain-containing protein 17. Lineage: Eukaryota; Viridiplantae; Streptophyta; Magnoliopsida; Fabales; Fabaceae. Gene Ontology annotation, molecular function: catalytic activity. The transcript has 6 exons. The coding region runs from base 128 to 523 and encodes 131 amino acids. The record is from RefSeq and is a predicted model, not a curated record.
AACUAUAUAUUAUCAUCAUCGUCAUCAUUUCUCAUUUUACUAUUUUUUUUUCCUUUCUUUUAUUAUUAUAUAUAUAUCUGUAUUCACCUCACUUCUUUUCUCAUCUACUCUACCACUCCUCUUUCUCAUGGGUUCUAUUGAAAUUCAAAGCUCAGAACCUGAGAUUGUCACCGUUGAUGUGCUUGCAGCCAAGUCUCUCAUCCAGACCACCCAUGUUUAUCUUGAUGUCAGAACGGCGGAGGAGUUUCAGAAAGGACAUGUGGAUUCAGACAAGAUCAUUAACAUUGCAUACAUGUUUAAUACACCCGAGGGGAGGGUGAAGAACCCAGAUUUUUUGAAGGAGGUUUUGUCUCUUUGCAAGAAAGAAGAUCAUCUCAUAGUGGGUUGCCAAAGUGGAGUGAGAUCUGUAUAUGCAACUGUUGAUCUUCUGGCUGAAGGGUUUAAGGAUGUCUCCAACAUGGGUGGAGGUUAUUUGGAUUGGGUUAAAAAGGAAUUUCCUGUCAAGAUACAUGUCACUAAAUAGGAGUUUUACUCACUGCUCAAUUACAUAUGAUUGUUCCCUAUUGUAUCUUUCAAUGGACCACACUUUAGUAUUUACUACUUUAAUUUCAGUGGGUUCAUUAAUUUGUGCGUUUUAGAUGCUUAAGUGUAAUCAUACUGAAUGCAAGGCAAACUAUGUUUACAAUUGUAACUAUUUAAUAAAUGCAAAAUAUUACUAGUA